ACAUUUGCCUGCUCUUCUCUUGCCCGUAGUAGCCAUGGCGGCCAUGAGUUUAUUACGGCGGGCUUCGGUCUCUGCAGUGGCCGCUCUGUCUAGCCGCCGCCUUGAUGCUAGACUUGUAUUCGGGGGCUUCCUCACCCGUGACUUUCCGAAGACUAUCGCUCCUGUGCGACACAGUGGAGACCAUGGGAAAAGACUGUUUAUCAUCAAGCCUUCUGGAUUCUAUGACAGACGUUUUUUGAAAUUAAUGAGAUUCUACAUUUUGUUGACUGGGAUUCCAGUAGCAAUUGGCAUAACUCUGGUGAAUGUAUUCAUUGGUGAAGCUGAGUUAGCAGAAAUUCCAGAAGGCUAUACCCCAGAACACUGGGAAUAUUUCAAGCAUCCUAUAUCAAGAUGGAUUGCCCGAACUUUCUUUGAUAGUCCUGAAAAGAAUUAUGAAAGAACAAUGGCUAUCCUUCAAAUUGAAGCUGAAAAAGCUGAAUUGCGGUUAAAGGAGCUGGAAGUACGAAGUUUAAUGCGUGCAAGAGGCGAUGGUCCCUGGUAUCAGUAUCUGACCAUUGAUAAGACACUUAUUGAUCAUUCUCCAAAAGCAACUCCUGACAACUAAUCUUUUAUUUCUCUAAAUACAAAGUAUAUUCUCUUUAGGCAAAGCUAAAUUUCUAGAUAUAUUCUGUAUUUUUUCCAUGUGAUGAAUAAAAGAUCCUACUCAUUGCUCUAUUUCUCAACAUUGGUUCAGAUUAAGGCUUUUUUGUGUGUGAUUUCAUUUUUUUUUUCUAGCUUUAUUGAGGUGUCAUUCACAAAGUUGUAAGAUAUUUAAAGUGUACGUUAUGAUUUGAUACACAUAUAUAUUGUGAAAGACAGAUUAAGGCUUGUGGUUUGGGGCUUUCAGCUUCCUCUUUUAAGAACGUUUAAGUAUAAUAAAAA
This is a messenger RNA of Kogia breviceps (pygmy sperm whale), 921 nucleotides long. It is a transcript of the gene NDUFB5, whose product is annotated as NADH:ubiquinone oxidoreductase subunit B5. The record is from RefSeq and is a predicted model, not a curated record. Lineage: Eukaryota; Metazoa; Chordata; Mammalia; Artiodactyla; Physeteridae.